Molecule: messenger RNA, 7602 nt
Organism: Maniola jurtina (meadow brown)
Lineage: Eukaryota; Metazoa; Arthropoda; Insecta; Lepidoptera; Nymphalidae
Gene: Hecw
Product: E3 ubiquitin-protein ligase HECW2
Exons: 16
Coding region: 505-5313 (1602 amino acids)
Biological process (GO): regulation of dendrite morphogenesis
Molecular function (GO): ubiquitin-protein transferase activity; protein binding
Source: RefSeq, a predicted model, not a curated record
UGUCAAGUGAAGUGAGCAAACUGCAGAGAUUAGAAGAAAGAUUUUUUGAAAUAAUUUUGAAAUCGAAGAAAUAUAUCCUAAAAUGUGUUAAUAGUGAAAUAAUAAUUUAAACAAUUGGUGGAAGAGUGUAUGUGAUUUAAUUGGCUUAUAAUUUAGUUCAGAAAAAUCCACGUAAUACAGCAAUUUUCACUUCAUUUCCAGCCAGUCUUGUUGUUUUUAUUUAGUUUUUGACAAAAUUAUUGAUCCUAACAUAAAUGUUCUUUAAAAAAUCGUGUAAUACUUGAAAUAUCGCAUAAAUAAUUCUUUUCUUCACUUUUUACUUAAUUUAUUCCUCCCCAUAGUCCUUUUCAUUGUGAAGUAGGUAAUGAACUAAUGAUCCUUAUUUAAUUUAAGUUCACAUCCUCCUUUCAUUCACGAUUCUUGAUUACUUGCGACAUUGAGGAACUUCAAAGAUUAAAAAAACAAGUGUUGUGAGUUAACGAUGUUCGAGUAGCUUUUUGAGUCAUGUCAGAGGAACAUGACGUUGAUUGCGCCGAAAGUGAACGAACUGAGGACAAAGAGUGCGAGGAAAUCAGAGAUUUGACAGGAGAUGACAAGACAGGAGCUAAAGACGAGACAGAAGAACAAGAUAAGACAGAACUCGACCAAACGGAAAGACAAAACGGAAUAGAAAAACAAGACAAGACAGAAGAACAAAAUCAAGUAGAUAAACUAGAUAAGACAGGAGCAAAUGCCAGUGCCAAUGUUACAAGUGCCACAAAUGAUAAGGAAAGUCUGAGUAGCGAAGUAGAUGAGAAACAAGAUGUGUAUGGAGGGAAAGGUUCGAAAGGGACGCUUACGUGGACGAAGGAAGAUUCCUGUCUCCGAGUGUCAUGGGAACUGCUCGAAGGGACUGCUACUCCGAAGGACUAUGUGGCGCUAUGUUAUGCAGAGACCGCAAGCCUCGCCGGUAUCGCCAGGCUCGUGCCGGCGACCGGAUGCGACUCUGGCCAUAUAAUGUGGCUGCUUGAUGAGCCCAAUCAGCCUUAUGAAGACUGUGAACAGCUCCUCUGCUUUCGCUACUACAAUGGCGAAGAAGAUGAUUGCGUGGCAGAGUCCUCGUCGAUCCCGCCGAAGUUUAAAGUUGACCUCAAGAAGCUUCCCUCGAAGCUUAAGGAGGGCAUAUCGAGAAAGAGAAGCGGGGACCAAGUGUCGCCCUUCUCCUAUCACAAUGAAAGCUUCGAAAUGAACUCCGAGAAUACUCCGCGAAUGGAAUUAGUUAGCACGAGCCAAGACAUUAAGCAUCUUAGUGAAAACGUUAACAAAUGCUCAAUUAGCGCUUUAGAGUCUAGUGAGAAGAAUCUCGAACAAAUAAAAUGUGAUCCUAGCAAAUCUCUAGUUAGUAAUAGUUCUGAAUCUCAAUCUGUAAAUAGUGAAUCUCUGAGUGCUUUGAACUGUAAACCGACAUCGUCAGGAGUUAAAAAGAAAUGUCCUCCGCCCGUCGAUACCGCCAGCUGUGUAGCAUUAAAUGGAGUAAAGAAGAAGACAAACAUGAACAUCGGUUUCGAAUCUCCCACAUCUCCGGAUACUGAGUAUUACAAAAUAUGGUCACCGCAAAACCCUUGCAAAAUUAUGAAGUUUGUCUACGACGUCGAAGGUGCUAAUGUGCCAAAUGAUGCUCAAAAAUCACCAGUACCUCCGUUGCCACCUCGACAGUCGCAUAAACCUUUAGAGAGAAUGCACGCCUUACCUCCGAUAGUACAACGACAUCGAAAACCAAAAAAGCUUACUAAACCUGAAGAUGCCUUCACCUUCGAGCUAAUAGAUACAGACGAACAAUUUUUUACGGAUAACAAUAUUGCAAAUUCUGCGGCGUUACAGGGAGAUAUAAAUGAUUUCAAGCCUGGGGAGUUUUAUUCCGGUGCUCAAGCACCCAUGUCUUCUACUGCGAGCUUUUUGAGAGGGUGUCAAAACGUCGCUCCUUUGGCGACACCCGAGACUGACGGCAGCUUGUGUGAAUCGACAGUUUCUAUUAAAUUAUCUAGGUUAGCUGAUGAUAAGAAGAAAAGUGAUGUACCUGAUAGCACGCAAAGCGUGAGUAAGAAUAAUAUUAUGUUUAUAAAAGAUAUAGGUCCAGAUAAUUAUAUUACUACGACGUUUGCUAGAAAAGAUAAGAAUAUUUUGGAUGCUUUUCAUUCGACUCCUAAUCAUGCAAAAUCUGAAGAGAAAGCUCAACAUACCUUUCUCAAUGAUAUAAGUAGCCAUCAAGAUUUUGAAGAUGACAACAGGAAUCAAGUCGAAGAAAAGGAAAUUACGGUAAUGAAGGGACAUAAACCUCUGACGAGGCAAAACUCGGGACGGGCUACACCGACAAUGAUGACAGCUUUUUUGAACUCCUCCCACAUCGAUGGACCUAGUCGAGAAACCGCUCCAAGUAGUCCAAACGCACCGAGUUCCUGCAAUUCCUCACAAUCAAAUUCACCGAUAGAUGAAGCCAGUAAGAUAUUGCCCAGUGUGGGAACUCUACUGUUGAAUCGUAAAUAUUCAUGUGAUAGUUCGACGCCCAAACAUUCAAGUUUACCUCGGCAUCUUUUGAAGAGUCUCGGCUGCGAGGGAACUCCUAAACAUUCUCCUCACAAGACGAUUCCUUCAAAAGAUAUACCUGAUAGUCCAUUAAGGCCGCAUCCCAGGGUACUAUCGCGAGUUGCAGCUUUAGCUGGAUCUACGGCUCCCCAAUGCCCGCCAACGCCCACACAUCACGCGAGAAGGCCAAGACCGCUUCCACCAGCAGAUUUACAUCCACCGCCUAUUCAAAACACAGAAAAUAGAGUACUAGAAAAUUUCGAAAUGGUUGAAUUUACUAAUGAAUUAAGAACUUCAGAGAUCAGAUCUCCGAAUCUUGAAUUCAGUAAUCACUUUACGAUAGUUCACGCGGGGCCUCCAGAUGAUGUAGUUCUGAGGAGACCGCACGCGGUUGAUGAUUGUGAUGAUAAUGAAAACGCUGUAGCAUCGCCGACACCUUUAAGACAUAUGGCCGGAAUAAGAUUACCUUCGAUACCUGAACGGGCGUCGAGACAGAUGGCUUUGACGGGAGAUUUUCCGGCCAAUAUGAUUGGCGGAAUUAUUGAAUGUGAAGAACCUUUGCCUCCUGGCUGGGAGGCCCGGAUGGACAGUCACGGACGCGUGUUCUACAUCGACCACAUAAACAGGACGACGACGUGGCAGCGGCCCGCGGCCAAUGGGAGCUCUCCGAGAACGCCCGCACCCGAAGUCCAAAGACGACAAUUAGAUAGAAGAUACCAAUCAAUUCGCCGUACAAUGACUCGCACGCAGCUAGGAGAAGAGGAGAGAGGAGCAAGCUCGUCUCCUCCCCCCGCGGCGAGCACUUCCCGCCCGCUUGAGGGCCAACCGCCCCCCGCGCCGCACCCCGCCGCCGAGUUCCUAGCCCGGCCCGACUUCUACUCCAUACUGCAUAUGAACUUGGAAGCGUCAUCCCUAUACAACUGUAACUCGACCCUGAAGCACAUGAUAUCCAAGAUACGGCGAGACACUUCGUCCUUCGAUCGUUACCAACACAACAGAGACCUGGUAGCCCUUGUCAACAUGUUCAGCGAGACUGAGAGAGAACUGCCCUUGGGAUGGGAUUCCAAGCUGGACAGAAAUGGAAAGCGUUUCUUCGUGGACCACGUGAUGCGGCGCACGACGUUCAUCGACCCGCGGCUGCCGCGCGCCCCGCAGGCCGGCCCCUUCUCGCCCCUGCUACCGCAACGCAGGCGGCCCGUCUUGCCCGACCAGGUUCACGAUAUACGAGCGCCGACGCCGCCGCCGCGGCCGCCCGUGCCCACAACGGAGUCCUACUCGCAUCACACGCAACACGACAUACCCGUUGCUUAUAACGAUAAGGUGGUGGCUUUCCUCCGACAACCGAACAUCCUUUCAAUACUCAAAGAGCGCUGCGGCGGCUGCGGCGCCUCGCUACGGGAUAAAGUCAACGCUGUGCGAGUGGAGGGCGCGCCUGCGCUUGCGCGGUACCAGAACGACGUGCAACUUACCUGUCUGCUGAGCCUGUUCGAGCAGGAGAUCAUGAGCUAUGUGCCGGCGACGGGAUGCGCAACUGCUGAACCCUCGCCCGUGGCGUCACCCGCCGCAACCAGGAGUACCAGGGCUCCAGCGCCACAGAGAAGAGAUUUUGAAGCCAAAUUGAGAGCGUUCUACCGGAAGCUCGAGAGCAAGGGUUAUGGACAAGGGCCGGGAAAACUAAAAUUACACAUACGCCGAGACCAUCUGCUAGAAGACGCGUUCAGGCGAAUAAUGUCGUGCAGUAAAAAGGAGCUUCAGAAGGGCAAGCUCUGCGUGCUGUGGGACGGCGAGGAGGGCUUGGACUACGGCGGGCCCAGCAGAGAAUUCUUCUUCCUUCUGUCGCGGGAGCUGUUCAACCCCUACUAUGGACUGUUCGAAUAUUCCGCAAACGACACGUAUACGGUUCAUGUGUCGCCGAUGUCUGCGUUCGUUGACAACCAUCACGAGUGGUUCAGGUUUUCGGGGCGCGUGCUAGGGCUGGCGCUCGUUCACGGCUACCUAUUGGAGGCGUGGUUCACGCGCGCGCUGUACCGCGCCCUGUUGCGUCUGCCGCCCGCCUUGGAAGAUGUUGACGCGUUGGACGCACAGUUCGCCGCGUCACUACGGUGGCUUCAGUCGGCGCGCUGCGUGUCGUCGCUGGAGCUGACGUUCGCGGUGUCGGAGCGGCUCGCGGACGGCCGCGUGCUGGAGCGCGAGCUGAAGACGGGCGGCCGCGACGUGCCCGUCACCGAGCGCAACAAGAAGGAGUACCUCGAGAAGCUCGUGCGCUGGCGCGUGGAGCGCGGCGUGGCGGAGCAGAGCGAGUGGCUCGUGCGAGGCUUCCACGAGGUGGUUGACCCGAGACUGGUGGGAGCAUUCGACGCUCGCGAGCUGGAGCUCGUGAUAGCGGGCGCGCCGGAACUAGACGUGGCGGACUGGCGGAACAACACCGAGUACAGGGGAGGUUACCAUGACGCGCACCCCGUUAUACUGUGCUUCUGGCAGGCUAUCGACAGAUUCACGAAUGAACAGCGCCUCCGUCUAGUCCAGUUCGUCACAGGCACUUCCUCAAUUCCUUACGAGGGCUUCUCAGCACUGCGAGGCUCGACGGGUCCGCGCCGCUUCUGCAUAGAGCGCUGGGGAAGAAUCGAGUCACUGCCUCGAGCCCACACCUGCUUCAACAGGCUCGACCUGCCGCCCUACCCUACGCUCCAGCUUCUACAUGAAAAACUGCUGCUAGCCGUCGAAGAAACGAAUACCUUCGGAAUUGAGUAAAUCCCAGACUAGCUUAUUAAGCGUGGACAGUGAAUUUCUUGAAAAGAUAUUUUCUCGUUUUGUUGCUUUUGAAUCUAGUCUGUGGUUAAAACUUAGUCUGAGAUCGAUAUAGAAUACUAAGACUUUACUUAGCUUGAGAUCUAUAGAACCUACUUUGAUUUUGCUCCAGAUAAAGUUAAUAUGUACAUUGUACAUGUAUCUUUUAUAAAUCUGUCUCGUUUUAACUGUCUUAAGUCUGACCAAAGCCAGUGCGCGCUGUAGAGUUCAGCCUUAGUUACAAGACAAAAUUGAUAGACAUAAAUGUCUCGUUUUAUCUAAGGCUGAAAUCUAUAGAUGACACUUUGACUUUGCUCAAACUCAAGACCCAGUUUAGUGAGACAGAUUUAUGUCAGUCACAACUUCCGUCUUGUUUUAGCUCUUUGGACUAAGCAAAGUGAAAGUACUCUCUAUAUAUCCCAAUAUUAGUCUGCACUAAGUCAAAGUCCUAGAUCUCAGCCUUAAAACCCUUACCAAAAGAUAAACUAGCUGCUUAUAAAACAAUGAGUUUGAUAUACUAAGGUUGAUUGUAAACACAUUAGCGCUGUAAAUUAUGAGUAUUAUGACUCUCAUGUAAAUAAUAGUCAAUUGAUUGUAUAGUUGAGGACAAACAAAGAUAGUGUUAUAUCUAUUUGCUGUAUGUAUGUAAUGUAGGUGUGCCAGAACGUUUACAAUAAAGCUAGCCACGUAUCUAUUGGAGGUUUGUACUUUAUAAACACUUUUAUUGUAAGUGAAGUAUAUUGUGGCUGUGAAUCGGGGCUCAAGUCCCAAGUUUAGUUAUUACGCUUUUAUGUCACUAAUUUAUAAUAGUUAUAUUAAGAAUCCUACAAGUUUUGAGAAUUGUAUAAGUUGGCGUUUUGUUACUCUGUCGAUCAGUAUUUUGUUUCUUUAAAUUAUUUCGAUUUAAACACAUAUAAGUGAUUACCUCUUAACACUCUUUAUUGGCUAUAACAGAGAAGCUAUUAAAAUUUACGAACAUCACUUCCUAGUCAGCUAAUAUAAAUAUAUGCUUAUAAUAAACAUAACUGCAACAGAAAUCAUAAUAUUGCUUGUUCAUCCCUGUAGUUACACUUACCUAUUUAUGUAAUUAAUAUAAUAAUUGACAUGUGGAUGUUGUGAUUUGUUUUGCUAAUCUUAUAUUGAUGUUCCUCUGUUAAUUUAUUGUAAAAUUAACUAUUCAAACAAUCUGGAGAAAUUUCAUGCUCAAAAUUUCUGUAAAACCAAUGGAAAUGGUCACAUAUUGAAUGCAAGUGUAUGUAAAUACAUUAUUUAUUGUUUAUGUAAAUCACACUCAAGUGUAAGUUCAUUUUAUUUUUGUAAGUAAUAUAGCUCUAUUAUGUUGGGUAUUUAACUAUUGAAUAUUGUUUUAUUAUGAGUAAAUUCUAAGUAACUUGUUUUGUGUGAAAGUGAUCAAAUGUGUCAAUAUACAAUAUUACUUACAUAAAACUGUGGUUUUAUUUUUCUUCCAUUAGUCAUAAUUUAAUCUGGACGUUGAUAUAAUAAACAUAAGUAAAUCAAGUCAAUAAUAUAAGCAUCACAUCAGAUACUUAUCAUUAUUGAAACUCCUACUAACUAGAUUUUAAUGACAAAGGAAAUAUGAUAACUUACAGGCAGAAAUAACUGCAUCAAACCAGAACGGACUUGCUGCAAGGGGGAGGAAGUCAUUUGUGACCAUAAGAUGUUCUUGUUAGAGGAAGUGAAAUUUGCAACUGAAUAAUAAAAUAAUAACAAUAAAGCAAGAAUGCACACAUACAAAAUGUUUAUUUUUCAAGAAGUUUGUGUAACAACAAAAAUCAACCUUGUUAUUAAAGACCUUAUCUUUUAAACAUUUAUAAAACUAUUUACAGUGUAAAGUCUGCAUCUGUCAACACAAACUGUGAUACAAAAUGCAACAGGUUAAUUCACAAUACUCUAAGCUAAGUUGUGACAGAGUUAAUUUAUUAUGUGGCACAGUCCACAACUUUAAAAACUUAUCGGAUAUUAGAACUCAUCAAAAUAAAUGUAAGCCGAUGUGAUUAUAAUAGAAGCUACUGUUAAGAUAGAUUCAUAUACGCAUGACUGUUGCUACGUGUAUGCAAAGUAAACCCAGAGUCCUUCCCCUCCCUUACACCGAGCCGCACUCUGAUCUCGCCUUCGUCACAUCCCUGAUAAAAAUUUAAAGAACUGCACUUCACCAGCAGGAUUUAGACACCAACAUGGAGACAACGACUCAACCGAAUGCAAUAUAAUACACAUCUCUGUAAAUAUUUUGUA